Molecule: messenger RNA, 828 nt
Organism: Bursaphelenchus xylophilus (pine wood nematode)
Lineage: Eukaryota; Metazoa; Nematoda; Chromadorea; Rhabditida; Aphelenchoididae
Source: the annotation of a GenBank genome assembly
AUGGCUUCAGAAGGGGAAAUGUCUCAAAUAAAAGCCGUCAUCUUUGAUCUGGGAGGUGUUUUGUACAGAUUCAGAGACUAUAAAGCGUUCAUCGGACUGCUGAACAAAGGUAAUCGAAAUCUGACCACUCAAUAGUCUCUUAGCUCAUACUGAUCCUGUUAUUAGGGAGAAAGUUCUGGCUUGGGAAACCGGAGAUGUAUCCACUGAGGCCGUUAGGGACAUUCUGGAAGAUGGGAUUGGGAAGCUCGUAGGUUUGUUUGUAUAGUUAUAAAGUCAUUUUAUAUUAGAAAUGACGUUAAUAUAAUGUAGUAAACUCAGAAAUAAGCUUUGCAGCCGGACGACGUGAGUAGUUUGGAAGAUGUCCCCUUCGAAUCGGUGAUGGGAAAACCUUUUGAUAAGAUCUGGGAUUCUAUUGAUAAGCUCCGAGAAAACAAAGUUAAGGUGGCCAUGCUGACAAACAACGGCUGGUGGACUGAUAAGAAGGAGAAGAGCACUAUUAUCAGCAAUACCGAGAAAUUUGACGUUAUCGUUGAGUCCUGCAGAGUUGGCCUCAGAAAACCUGAUCCAAAGAUUUUCGACGUUAGUUUUAGUUAUUUAUUUUUAUUUGGACUGUUAUAGAUCGUAUUACAAAAAUUGAACCUAAAGCCAAACGAAUGUGUUUUCAUCGAUGACCUUCCUAAUAAUGUGGAAGGAGCAAGCAAAUUGGGGAUAAACGCUAUUCAGGUGACUCUUUUUAUAAUAAUUUAAUAAAUCUAAUUCCAGAUGGUGGACGGAAAUGAAGAUCUCGUAUUGAAUAAACUGUCCAGCUACACCGGAAUCAAGUUCUGA